AGGGGUCAACGUUCCUAAGGUCGUUAACCUCCCGGCGCUGACCCAAGAUGGCGGCUACCACGUGAAAUAUUUUGUUGAUGUGAAAUAUUUUCCAGGACAGUUCUUCUCUCCCGCAAUGGACCGACUACCUGACAAUUUUGCAGACAGAAUAGCUUCCCUAUCGUGUGAACACUACGUGAGGAGGUUACCAAAGAAAGGCAAGCCUGUAGAGGGGAGAGAAUGGACUCUCAUGGCGACUGUACUCAAACAAGAUGAGGAUGGGAGUCUGGAUGUGGUUGCCAUGGGAACAGGAUCCAAGUGCAUUGGAAGGAGCAAAAUGAGACUUGAAGGGGAUGUCCUCCAUGACAGUCAUGCAGAAAUCAUUGCCAGGAGAGCCUUUCUCAGGUACCUGUAUCACCAGCUCCAGAUGGCCUACCAUGGACAGCACAGUGCUGUGUUCACGACUCCAGGUGCUGACUGCAGGUGUGGUCUGAAACCAGGUGUCAAAUUUCACCUGUUCACCAGCCACACACCUUGUGGAGAUGCUUCUAUUUUCCCCAAAGGAAGCAAGUCUGAAGAGACAAUUGACCAUGGUUUUGUGGUACGGCCUGAGAGAGUUUCACAGGCUUCACAGAACUCACCACAGCUGGGAACUCAGAAGAGAAAAGCAGAGAACGCUUGUGAUCAAGAGCAACAAAAGGCUUCAAAGAAGCUGACGACCAACAAGGAGUACCCUCAUUGUUUGCUGGGAGAAAAGGUUGGCAGCACAAGUGACAGUCAUGACAAAAAUGUUGAUGAAGGAAUUAAGUUUGAAGAAAGAACUGAAAACAAAGUGAAAGAAGGAGAUACAUUAUGUGAAAAGGUAAAGAAAACUUCUGAGCCAGAUGUUCACAGAACAGGUGCAAAGUGUGUACCAGGGGGGUUACAGGACCCCCUGCAAGGUGGACUGGACUAUCAUCAGGUGUGGGUGCUCAGGACCAAGCCUGGCAGGGGGGAGCGGACCCUGUCCCUGUCCUGUAGUGACAAGCUGGCCAGAUGGAACAUUCUGGGCUGUCAGGGAGCACUGCUGAGUCACUUCAUGACAGAGCCUGUGUACUUCUCUACCAUUGUUGUAGGGCGAUGUCCUUACAGUUCAUAUGCCAUGUACAGAGGAAUAGUGGACAGGUGUGCUGGUAUCCAGGACCUGCCACCUGCCUAUAAGCUACACCAGCCCAGGUGUGUGCAGUCAUGUCUUCAGUUCUGUCACCACAGGGAAGCUGUGUUAGAACAGAGUUCCACACCUGACAAGCUCAUGCCAGCUCCCGCAGCCAUCAUGUGGGCAGCCUUCCCAGGGAGGUGCACAGAUGUGAGUGUGAAUGGGUACAGACAGGGAACCACAAGGAAGACAAUGGGCAGUCCACAGGCAAGGGUAUUUACAUGUAGAAAGGAACUAUUUGAGACCUUCAAGCAACUUCUCAACAGUUUGUCAGUAGAAAGGAGACCUGCAUCAUUAAGGUAA
Molecule: messenger RNA, 1477 nt
Organism: Branchiostoma floridae (Florida lancelet)
Lineage: Eukaryota; Metazoa; Chordata; Leptocardii; Amphioxiformes; Branchiostomatidae
Product: tRNA-specific adenosine deaminase 1-like
Exons: 8
Coding region: 116-1477 (453 amino acids)
Biological process (GO): RNA processing
Molecular function (GO): adenosine deaminase activity; RNA binding
Source: RefSeq, a predicted model, not a curated record